AUCUUCAACAUGGGAAAAAACCACUAAGCCACCGACGCUCAUAAUUUUAAUGCUUGUGAUAAAAAAUCCAGGUCAUGAUGAUUUUUCAUUUUGUAUUUUAUCUAUACUAUUAUAAUAAAGCGUAAACACACACUUCUUUGUUGCCUAAGAUGUCAGCAAUUAUAGCAUAUUUUUGAAUAGUUCUUUUUGUAAUAAAAAGCCCUACACUUACGUCUUGCUUUAGACUAUGUUCACGCCAUUCAACAAAGGGGAUUAAUAUUUUGGAUAAAAACCCUAAUGUAGGAAAGAGACCAUAAGUUGCUGCCAACAUCAAGAAAGCAAAAAUGCCAUAGUAAGAUGAAUUACUGUCAUGUAAAGAAGAAUAUUUCGACUGGCUUACUGAGCACAAAGUCCGCUAGAGCGCAUUGUGUGGUGGACGGAACACUUGCGUCACGGCGGCGCGCAUCACUUGAGGAGUCCGACCGCUCUGGCUGCUAUAUUAAUAAUAGCUCUAUUUUUUUCUUGGUAUAGUUUCUAAUUCGAUUUGGAGUUUUAUAAAUUCUAAUGUGAGUAUAAAAAGUGAAUUUUAAAAGUUUUAAGUAGUUUUUCACUUGUGUAUUUUACAACGAGAUGUUUUUGCUUUAGGUAAGGUAAAUAUUUUUUAAUAUUAGAAACAUAUACAUCAACUUUAUUUAUCUGUAUGAUGUUUACGUCAUUAAAUUAGUACGCACGUACUUACUCCUUAGGCUUGUGAAACACCGCACCGAUUACUCGUGCGCAGAAGCUUUGCAGAUAGGCUCAUGACGUCACUAGUAAACUGACAACUGAGCAGUGCGGGGCGCGGUCGAUGUUAGUACGAGUCAUCGGCAAACCUGCGCCAGCUCUUAGUAACAGUCAAAUGGUUAGAACGUGCAUACUGAGUGAUCAUUACGUAUAUAGUUGAUAUGAUUAAUUCGAUAAAUUAUAAUCCAUUUACAUAUGACUUUGUUUGUACAUAUAGUUAAUAUUAAAUAUUAUCAUUGUUGAAUCGAUCAAUCAACGGUAGAUCACACAGAGAUUGUAAAUAAAUGUGCCUAUAAUUUAAAAAAUAAUGAGGUUGAUGCUGUCAAUUUUAAUUUUUCUAUGUUUAAGGAAAUCUUUACCGCGCCGCGGAACAGAGCUAAUGCGUCACGGCAGCGCGCGACACUCGAGAAACCCGGCUGCCAACAUCUCUUUAACUCAAUUUUUUGUAUUAGAACUAGUAGUUUCUCUGCUGUGUUAAUACUUUCAGUAUACAUUUUUUAACUCGAUUUCCCUAGAGUAUCAAAUUGAUCGCUGUUCGUAGGCAUCGGCAAUUGUAGCCCUUCAAUCAAGACAGGAAUUGACACAAAUGUGUUACUAAUUCUUAUGUCUUAGUUUGGCUUCCUAUGAAAAUCACUCAUAAGACAAAAUACGGAUUUACUACCACUUUAAGCUUGGAUUCCUUAUAGUGAAGGUGUGUGCGAAAAGACAUGAUCUCAAACGUGGUAAUUGAGAUAAAAAUUGUCAGCUGUUUGUUGAAAUUAUUAAAUAAAACACCGGCACCAUUAUAAAACAAUUUUAAGAUAAGUAAAAUUUACAUGUUGCCAGUCAUCGUCAGUUUACUGUUUAUAAAACAUAAUGUUUCAUUUGUGUUUGUUAUAGACGGUAACGAGACGUCGCGAGAAACGGGCGCUAAAUGAUGAGACUAAGAAUAUCAGUUUUAUAUUUACUAUGUGUUACUUUAUCAUUGAUCAAGAGUGCUCGAAUAUUGGGUGUAUUUCCUACACCAUCGAUCAGUCACCAAGUUGUUUUCCGUUCCUUAACACAUGAACUGGCAAGACGAGGACAUGAACUUAUUGUUAUAACAACAGACCCUGUGCAUCCAAAAGGACAAGUACCUGAAAACUUAACGGAAAUAGAUGUCCACGAUUUGUCUUACAAUAUAUGGAAUAAAGGUAUUUCAGAACUGGAAGAUGGUUCGAGAGAUGUAAACAAGCAGGUUCUAGCAAUGAUGGGUUUAAAUUUUGAGAUUUUUGAAAAGCAAAUGAAAUCUAAAAGUGUGCAAGAGUUAUUGACAUACAAAAAUGAUUAUUUCGACUUGAUACUUGUCGAGGGUAUGUUGUCAUACACUCUAGGAUUUUCGCAUAUUUUUAAAGCGCCAGUAAUCUUGGUUAGCUCUUUUGGCGGAAUAUGGGAUAAUUACGUGGUUAUGGGAGUACCAACACAUCCAAUUUUAUAUCCGAGUAUGGUAAGAGAUAGAUUAAACAAUAUAACAAUGUGGGAAAAAAUUAUGCAGUUAAAAAUAGAAUAUAACAUGCGAAAUAUCGAUACAAAUAAUGUGAUGGUGAAUAAUCUAUUGAAGAAAUUGUUUGGUGCUGACACUCCUCCGGUUACAAAAUUGUAUGACAAUGUUGCAAUGUUAUUUUUAAACGUGCAUCCUAUUUGGGACACCAAUCGUCCCGUACCUCCAGGAGUUAUCUAUAUGGGUGGUUUACAUCAGAAUCCGAUAAAAGAAUUACCAAAGGAUCUGAAGUCAUAUCUCGAUUCAUCUCGGAAUGGGGUUAUUUACUUUAGUUUGGGCACAAAUGUAAAACCAUCUUACAUGCCUCCAGAAAAGCUGAAAGCUAUUGUAAAUGUACUUUCACGACUGCCUUACGAUGUACUUUGGAAAUGGGACAAUGAUGAACUACCAGGUCGUUCAAGCAAUAUAAAAUUAUCCAAAUGGUUGCCACAAUCUGACUUAUUGAGACAUCCAAAAAUAAAGUUAUUCAUAACUCAAGGAGGUUUACAAUCGACAGACGAAGCGAUCACUGCUGGAGUACCUUUGAUUGGUAUACCCUUGCUAGCGGACCAAUGGUACAAUGUGGAAAAAUAUGUGGAACAUAAAAUUGGAGUCAGGAUUGACAUAGAUACAGUGACAGAAGAAAUAUUUGAAAGCGCAAUACGAACCGUUAUUAAUGACACAAGCUAUCGUGAGAACAUAAUGCGACUGCGCAGUAUAAUGAGUGACCAGCCACAGAGUCCGCUAGAGCGCGCUGUGUGGUGGACAGAGCACGUGCUGCGUCACGGCGGCGCGCGUCACUUGAGGAGUCCGGCCGCUAACAUUUCGUGGUCUCAAUAUUUAGAAUUAGAACUAGUAUUCGUUUUGCUUUUAGUAUUUAUUGUUUUGCUUAUUAUUCUGUGUACAGUUUUAAAGAUGAUAUUUAAUUUUUUAAAUUCUAAUUUAUAUGCUGUAGUUAAAAUGAAAAGAUCUUAAUUAGCUAAUAGUUAUGUGGGUGUAUUACUUGGAAUAUUGUGGAGUGAUUUAGUUUAGUGUUAAUUUGUGAAAUUAUUUGAUAAAUUAACACUAAACUAAAUCACUAUAAUAGAAUAACAACUGAAAUAAGGAAAAAUUGUAGAAAUUAUUGUAACAGGGAAAUGUAUUUA
Papilio polytes (common Mormon) is the source of this 3405-nucleotide messenger RNA. RefSeq names its product UDP-glucuronosyltransferase 2B19-like. The record is from RefSeq and is a predicted model, not a curated record. The coding region runs from base 1676 to 3235 and encodes 519 amino acids. Gene Ontology annotation, molecular function: UDP-glycosyltransferase activity. The transcript is spliced from 5 exons. NCBI's taxonomy places the organism in Eukaryota, Metazoa, Arthropoda, Insecta, Lepidoptera, Papilionidae.